Molecule: messenger RNA, 1212 nt
Organism: Megalopta genalis
Lineage: Eukaryota; Metazoa; Arthropoda; Insecta; Hymenoptera; Halictidae
Gene: PI31
Product: Proteasome inhibitor 31 kDa
Biological process (GO): proteasome-mediated ubiquitin-dependent protein catabolic process
Molecular function (GO): endopeptidase inhibitor activity; proteasome binding
Source: RefSeq, a predicted model, not a curated record
AAUCACCAUUCAGAUGUCGGUCCGUCGGUGGCAUGAAUUGUAAACUUUGAAACACGCCUGUCAUUCACGGAGAAAAUGGUUGAUGUCAACUCUACGUUCGGCUUUGAAGUUUUUCAGUCGUUAUACGACAGCCAAAUAUCGAAAAAAGAGGAUGUCCUAAUUUUAUUCGUUCAUUGGUAUUUUAUAAAAAAUUCGUUCAGGUGUAUCGGCUUAGGCGAUUCAAAAGCAUAUAAUGAAACUGAAAAAGGAUCAGAAUUACUUCCAGCAGAAUGGAGCAAAGAAUCUUAUUAUGCUUUACGUUACGUAAAGGAUAAAAAGUUAUAUAUACUGCAUGGCAUAAAGUCUGAUGAAGAUUUACUUCUAAAUCUAUUGAGAACCGGAGACCAAAGAGUAUCCAAUAUUCAAUUUGAAAUUAAUCAAACUGUAACAGAUCUUCGUGGACCAUUGGAAUCUCUAAUACCUUCAUACCAAACUGUUAUACAAGUUAUUCAAACCGAUCUGCUGAAUCCAAUAAUGUCUGAUAAUGCUGCAAAUACAACAGCUAAUACUUCUACUCAAACAUCAACAGAGAGCAGAGAUAGUAAUAUAGGGAUUCCAUUAAGGCAAGGACUGCCAAUACGAGCACGACCAGGCGCUCCGCAUGCAGGAAAUAUAGGUGAAAGAGACCUAAAUCCUCUAGCUCGUGAAGGCGGUGGUAUGAUCUUCGAUCCAUUUCCUUUACGCGACGGUUUAGCGGGCAGACCAGGCUUAGGAGUUCCAGGAAGGCUACCACCGGGCGCGGUUCCACCUUACGCUAGAUUUGAUCCCUUUGGACCUCCGGACGUGAACCUACCAAGACCACGUCCACGCGAUCCAGAUGCCGAUCAUUUACCGCCUCCAGGAUAUGAUGACAUGUUUAUGUAAAAAAAAAAACAAUGAAAUGUACGCGAAAGGAAGGAGACAGAUAUUACUUGUAAGAAGUUAAACAAAAAAUGGAUUAGUUAUGUAGAAAUCUUUUUUUAUUCCGGCAACACAUCAGAUAUAUAAGUGGACGUUGCUUCUUCACAAAACGACUUCCAUUCUUUUUUAUUUCAUUACUGACGUUUUACAAUAUAACAAAAUUCAUUCAAUUUAAUCAAUAUGCCAUUAAUACAGCGAUAGGUAGGAAAUUAGAUUAACAAAUUAAAUAUAUAAUAAUAGUAAUUUGUGUUUAAAUUGCUCUAACUCGUUAAA